UCUUCUCGCAGUGGGCUCAUUUUUUUAUUACAUCAGAAAUAUCAUUCUGUUCGAGCUCACAACUUCUUCUCGAUCGGGACAACCUGUUGUCGAGAUUUCGUGCGUCCUGGCGCACGCCAACCGUAGUUUAUACAGAUGUUCCCAAGAGCGCGGUCCAGUCUGGCGCUAGCCAGGAGGGAGAAAAAUCUCUGCGUUCUCAGGCGGAGGACUCAGUGGGGCACUGUGCCACCAAGUCGGGGCGCUGUAUAAAUCUAUGAAGCGGGAACCCUCGCAGCGGGAUUCGGUCCGAUUCUCAGAGAGCCCGGGGAAAGAUGAGAAUGUGUUUAGUUUCUCCCUUCGGUUGCUUCGGUCCCCCGCUGGAUCGGGACUUGGUAGGAUCGAGCCAAGGGAGCUGCCGGAGUGGGGGUGAGACUAUAUAAUCUUGGGGUAGGUCGCCGAAGAAACGAGUCCUCCGAAGAGAAGACGCGUGUGCCGCGUCGUGCAGCGCGAGGGCGGAUUUGCUCGCGUCUAGUGGUGAAAAUCCGAAGCCGAAGAAAGAGUGCACCUGGAAAUGCCUGGAUUAAUUGGUCACGCUCGUUAUUAAUUGGCAGAAGAAUAGAAGAAAUUGUGAAAUAGAAGAAAUUGUGUGAAAUUGCUCUAACAAUGGCGCUCAUCGUUGUCAUCAGUAUUCUGUUAAUGACCGGAACGAAUCGAGUCCUGACCGAGGAGGAUCCAGAGAGCGUAGGAAAUACGCAAUGUGACGCGGCCAUCAAGCAAAUCGCGGAAGAGGACCUUGCGACGAUCAUCGACGACAGUUCCUCCAGAUUGCACUCUACGUGGCUGUCGCAAGAGUGCGAGGUGCGAGCCGGCCCGGAAUACAUCAUCAGAAAGUACAUGUUCUUCAACAACGGCACGUUUCUCCUGUGGCGUUACCAUUACGCCGAGGAAUCGUGCAGUAUAGCGACGCAUACUGUUGCUAUCCGUGGUUUCAUUAAACUGCUAGGAUCGUCUACCGUGGUUUCCGGUGCUACCGAGACGAAUUUUCAUGUGGACGCCGUUAAUAUUAUACCUCUGAAUCGACAGGUUGCCCACAAGUUCGGGCACAAACUGAACCUGGUUUGCGGUCCCCAACCGAGAUGGCGACCUUACGUCCCCGAGCUGAUCUAUGAGCAGCCUCGACAGGACUCACCAUUCUGGCAGGGCCCGGUCUACAACUCUCUGCAGGCGUAUUCGCCCGCGAAGAAACGAUUAGGCUUGCAGUGUCUGGAACCAUUUGGAAUUGAGUUCUCCGAGUUGAAGCUAUUGAGAGUGCAGAAGAAACAACUUGGACCGCCUGGCGACACUUUGUAUUCUGGGCCUCGUUAUCAGCUUUUCCUAGCUAGUCCCGCACCCAAUGUGCAUUCUCGCUGGAAUCACAAGCCGACGUCAUUGCAGCCCACGGCGAUGCUCCGCUCUGACACAGUGAACGGUUGUCCGAUAUGCGGCAGCGUGAUUCGGGCCACCGAAUACAGCCCACCCCUUCUUCACGAGGUGGCGGCCCUACCCGCGCUGAUCGGAGGUUACUGGCAUAGUGACAGAUGCGAGAGUUCUCAGGGCGGCAUCUGGCUCAAACGGCAACUUCAGAUACACUCGGGGGAUAAACUGUGGACCGGUCAAUGGGAUUAUUACGAUGAUCCUCAGUGCACGAUACCGCUGUACGCGGUGACCGCAGCUGGAAGCUACGUUCAGCGGGCUGGCAGGCAACGGCGUCACGAGGAGACCGAUGAGCAGACUUUUCUCGACUACUUCCGCAACGUCAACGCUUCUCGCAGGUUGUUGUUCAAGAGAAGUGUGAGCGAUAAUGCAGCUAGGAUCACCCGAAGUGGUCUCUAUCGAAAUAACUUGUACGCUGCAAGUAGAUUGUCGAAAAGAGUUGCUGUAAGAGGCAAAAGAGCAAAAAGACAGAAGAAGAGAUCGCUGAGCGAUAACGUUUAUCAGAUCUUGCACGACGCCAAGUCCUCCACGAUCCAAUCAAGAUUUGCGGCCAUGCUGCGAGGUCAUCAGGCGUACGACGCCACCACCAAGAAACCUUCCUCCAACUGGAUCGCGCCUUCCGGUACGACAGAAUUGGAUCUACACAUCGCCGAGAGCAUUCUGAUUCCCGGAGACGUGAUGCCCACUCGUUGCGGCGCCGAUCGGCCGGGUGCGCCGCUGAUCAACUGGUCGAGAAAUUGCAUUCCACGUGCCAUCGAGGCACCCUCGACUUUAGGGCUGCGAGCCAAGCUGAGCGUCAAUUGGACCGGCCAGUACAUCCUGCUGUUAGGUUCGCGAGACGACAACAUGUGGGAUGCUCCUCUGCGUCAAUGUGCGCAAAUUUCACCCCACAAUUCCGUCCUGCAGGCGCAUCUCCGCAGGAGCGUCGGUCUUCGUUUCGGAUUGCUCUCGGUCGCGACGACAAGCCGGAUCUCCGGUUGGUUGCUCCUCUCGCAAGUUUUACUGUGGUGCGCGUAUUAUCUGGCACGGUGAUAUCGGCCGACCAAGCCGCUAUCUUCGCCGAGAGAAACUUUUAGAGCACGUAGGUGCGAGAGGAAUCUUGGUUAAAUACAUGACGUUCAAACAUAGACUCUCUGGAAAAUUCCAUAGGAUCAUAAGUUUGUAUAUGUGUAAAUAGGGUUGGAGAAAUAUGGCGAUAAAAAAUUAUUAAAUCGAUCAUCAAUUUCGGUAUUUUGUUUCCGCUUAAUAUAUUUUUACAAAAGUAUCGUAUCGAUCAAAUAAGAGGAAUAAAAUUUAAGUAAAUCGGUGACCGAAAGCACUAACAAUAAUCAUGUAUUAUAAGUUUGUAAUUUUUUUUAUAUUAUUUUAUUGUACAUUAGAAUUGAUGCACAUACGUAUAUCUGCAAUUAGUUGUAAUUUAAUAAACUAGGUCAAGCUAUCGACGAUCAAGUCACUCGAUCGAAUAAUAA
This is a messenger RNA of Ooceraea biroi (clonal raider ant), 2921 nucleotides long. RefSeq names its product protein APCDD1. Gene Ontology annotation, cellular component: plasma membrane. Gene Ontology annotation, biological process: negative regulation of Wnt signaling pathway. The record is from RefSeq and is a predicted model, not a curated record. NCBI's taxonomy places the organism in Eukaryota, Metazoa, Arthropoda, Insecta, Hymenoptera, Formicidae. Gene Ontology annotation, molecular function: Wnt-protein binding.